AACAAACUUCGCAAAGUGAAAAUUUUCUGUAGUUGCGUUGGUUGGAAAUCGGUAGAGUUGCGUAAAUUUAUAUAAAAAAUGCAGUAUUUAUUAAAAAUUAAUUAAUAAAACUACUUAAAAAUGGGGACCCAAAAGCCGGGCGAGUGGGCAAAUGCACUUUUGGCACGUUUUGAAGAUCAGCUGCCAAACAAAAUAGGUUCCUAUGGCACUCAAGCGCGUAUAAGCCAGGAUCAGUUAGGAGCAUGCCUAAUACAAAUAUCCCGCUACCGUUUCUCAUUGGUUAUAUCUGGUUUAACAAAAAUGCUGCAGCGUGUUAAUGAAGCGGCACUACAAACCAGACAUGAACCUGAACGGUACUAUUUCGAUUCUCUAGUUAUAAUACUAACUACCUUGGAACGCUGUCUCGCGAAUCAAACUAAAGAUACAGCACGCUUCGAGGAGGCAAUGAAUGUAAAAUUGCUGCUACGUGAGAUCACACAAUUUGUUGAUGUGCAAAAUGACAACAAUUCCAAUGCUUGUCAACUUAAAGCUCUGGCUUCAAAAGUGUUAUUUGCACUUUCGCAAAAUCACUUUUCAGCAGUAUUUAAUCGGAUAUCAGCGCGCAUUCAAGAGUUAACAGCAUGCUCAGAAGAAAGCCCUGAUUAUAGUGACAUUGAACUCAUACAGCAUAUAGACAUGGAUAUGAGCAAGUUAACGAAACUUUUACAAGAAACAAUAACGAAAUUCCGUUCCAAGCGUGCACCACCUUUGAUUUUGUUGCAUUCUAUAGAAAAAGCUAUUUGGAAUUGGAUUGAGUAUCAUCCUCAGGAGUUUCAAGAUUUACAGCGUGGUGUAAAUCGGGAUAUAUCUACUUGCUGGGAGCCGCUGUUAGACUUUGUGGAAUUUUAUAAACUAGAAAAUAAAAAAAGCAAAACUACUGUUUGGCCUCUGCAAAUGCUUUUACUCAUACUUAAUCCACCUUGUUUGGAAGCAACUGUGAAUGAGCUACAACAAUCGGAAAAAGAAAAAGAGAAGGAAAAGGAUAAAGAAAAAGAAAAAGUACAAUCAAAAGUACAAUCUACCUCACGUGAUAAAGAUUUUUCAGCUAAACAAUUCAUCGAAAGCGUUAAACGCGGCCUUGGUCCACAUUCACCAUCGAAACAAGUUACUGAAUCGUCAGCUAUUGCCUGUGUAAAACUGUGCAAAGCUGCAACCUACAUCAAUAAUAAUGAUUCAAAUAAUGUCGUAUUUAAAUUAGUACAAUAUGUAAUUAACGAUCUUAAAGCUUUACUAUUCAAUCCAGUAAAACCUUUUUCACGAGGACAGGGCUAUAAUUUUGCAGAUAUAGAAUUGAUGAUUGAUUGUUGGGUGUCAUCUUUUCGUCUUAGUCCACACAAUAUUGAAGUGCUCAAGGUUUGCCUAAACCUAUCUUCUCCACAAGCUUAUCAUUUUGUUAUAGUCUGCUCACUUUUGCGCUUAGCCCACAUUUAUGUAGAUUUUCGCUUGCAGCACAAAAAUCCAUUUCGCAUUGUAAACCAGCCACGUCUACCUUGGUGGCCACAAACAGAUGUGGUACACUAUCGUUCAGCUGAAUUACGUGGACUCUUCACCGAUACCUUAAAUAAAGCUACACAAGGUUAUAUAGCACACACACCACUACGCAUGAUAACUUCCCUUACCUUGAAGUCAAAAGAUACGCAAAAAGGUUUGUCACGUGCAGAGGAAGGACCUGCACAUAAAAUGCUUUUACUUAUGCUAGUACGCCUUAUACAUGCAGAUCCGACACUACUACUUAAUACCCAGGGUAAAGUAGCACAUGAAGUACAAAGUUCAACACUGGAAUUGAUAAAUGGUCUUGUAAGUCUUGUGCAUCAACCGACUAUGCCAGAUGUAGCCCAAGAAGCUAUGGAGGCAUUGCUUGCUUUGCAUUCACCAGAAAAAAUUGAAGUUUGGAAUCCUGAAGCACCCAUCAACACAUUUUGGGAUGUCAGUUCACAAGUUUUAUAUUCUAUAUCCCAAAAAUUAAUACAACAUCACAUUGCCAAUUAUACUGAUGUUUUAAAAUGGUUACGUGAGAUACUUAUCUGUCGUAAUACUUUCCUACAACGCCAUAAAGAUUAUGCACAUGUUGGCAGUCAAAUAGCUAUAUGCAAACAGGCCCACAUUAAAAUGGAAGUGGUAUUCUUUAUGUAUCUUUGGUCAGUGGAUCUGGACGCUGUAUUAACUUCUUUAUCAUGUAUUGGUUUGCUAUGCGAAGAAGCAGAAAUUUGUUGUGGACCAGAUGAUGUGAAUGUUAAUUUAAUAAUGCCAAAUAUUCAUAUUUAUCAAGAAUUGACUCAGUUAUCGUCAUAUACUCGCAUUUGUUUUUAUGAAAAUAAUCAAGGAAAUAUGUUAAAUCGAUUAGCUUUGCAAAAGCGUAUAAUGACUGUUUUACGUAAAAUUGAACAUUGUGUACAUGGUGUGCAGCCAGCUUGGGAGGAAACUUUUAGAAAUUGGGAGUUAAUUAGUAAAGUAUUGCAAACAUAUCCAAAGUACAAAACAGAAGAUGCACAAGCAGAGCUUUUUCAUCGUGGCGUCGGUAAACGACGUGCCAGUCAUCAAAGCUCUGAGCAUGAUUUAGAAGAGCAAAUAAAUGAAUGGGCUAAUAUGACUUGGUUUUUGCUAGCUCUUGGCGGAGUUUGUUUACAUAAAUGCUCCACUGGCAGACAAACACUACAAUCUCAAAAUAACACUUCUUUGGGUUCUUUAGGACUAAAUUCUUUAUAUUCAGUUUCUAGCUCAAGCUCUGGACGAGGCUCUUUGCAGCCAAGCACAAUGUCCUUAACUACUAUGUCACAAGCACCACAACAGGACGUACAAUAUUGCUCUGUAACACAAUUCAUUGGACAACUUUUACGUUUGCUGGUUUGUAGUAAUGAAAAAAUUGGUUUAAAUAUACAGAAAAAUGUGAAGGAACUACUUGGUGAAGAAAUGUCCUCACAACUCUAUCCUAUACUUUUUGAUCAAAUACGUGCCAUAGUAGAGAAAUUUUUUGAUCAACAAGGUCAAGUUAAUGUAACUGAAAUCAAUACGCAAUUCAUCGAACAUACUAUUUACAUAAUGAAAUCAAUUUUGGAUCCAAAACCCAAUAAAGACCAUAACAACGAACAACCAUCUUCAUAUUCUGAGCACUUAGGUGUUACAAGUAUUGAAGGCAUGAUGUUAGGCAUAGUCCGUUACGUGCGUCAUUUGGACAUGACAGUAUAUGCGAUACGUAUUAAAACAAAACUCUGUCAACUAGUGGAAGUAAUGAUGAAUCGACGUGAUGAUCUUGCUUUUCGGCAAGAAAUGAAAUUUCGUAAUAAGUUAGUCGAAUAUUUAACUGAUUGGGUUAUGGGCACAUCACAUCAAAUAGCACCACCAAGUUCAGCAGAUGCUAAUCUAAUAACAAAUACAUCAAACAUAUUUCGCGAUUUGGAUCAAGCUUGCAUGGAAGCUGUUGCUGCUCUCCUACGUGGCUUACCACUACAACCAGAAGAGUCAGAUCGUGGUGAUUUGAUGGAUGCUAAGAGUGCAUUGUUUCUUAAAUACUUUACGCUUUUCAUGAAUUUACUGAACGAUUGCAUCGACAGUUCUGAAGCGGAAAAAGAGCUUAAUAAUCCACCUCUAUUACCACCACGUCCACGUAUGGCUGCUGGCAAAUUAACUGCUUUACGUUACGCAACCAUACAGGCUAUGUCAAAUUUGCUUGGUGCAAAUAUAGACUCUGGUUUAAUGCAUUCUAUUGAUUUGGGUUAUAAUCCCGAUCUGCAAACAAGAGCAGCUUUUAUGGAAGUGCUUACUCAAAUUCUACAACAAGGCACUGAAUUUAAUACACUUGCCGAAACAGUGUUAGCUGAUCGUUUUGAACAGCUUGUGCAGUUGCUUACAAUGAUAAGCGACAAGGGCGAAAUACCCAUUGCUAUGGCAUUAGCAAAUGUAGUAAGUACUUCACAUAUGGACGAAUUAGCACGUGUUUUGGUCACAGUGUUCGAUGCAAAACAUAUGCUAUCACCAUUAUUAUGGAAUAUGUUUUAUCGUGAAGUUGAGCUAUCAGAUUGUAUGCAAACGCUGUUCCGUGGGAAUUCUUUAGGAAGUAAAAUCAUGGCGUAUUGUUUUAAAAUUUAUGGCGCCAGCUAUUUACAAAGCUUAUUGGAACCACUUAUUAAUCCACUGUUGGAUAAACCUAAUCAAAGUUUUGAAGUAGAUCCAGCGAGAUUGGAACCAAAUGAAGAUCUGGAAGAGAACCGCAAAAAUUUAAUUGCUUUAACAGAAGAAGUCUUUCUAACUAUUGUUAAUUCUCUUCUAAGAUUUCCACCACAACUACGUUCUAUGUGCCAUUGUUUAUAUCAAGUAUUAAGCAAGCGUUUUCCCAGUAUAUUACAAAAUAAUGUUGGUGCUAUUGGCACCGUCAUAUUUUUACGUUUCAUAAAUCCUGCCAUAGUUUCUCCACAGGAACAAGGUAUAGUCAACAAGCAAGUCCCAAGUUCUGUUAAACGUGGUCUUAUGCUCAUGUCGAAAAUAUUACAAAAUAUAGCUAAUCAUGUUGUAUUCUCAAAGGAACAGCAUAUGCUUUGCUUUAACGACUUUGUGCAAUUACAGUUUGAAGCAGGACGUUUAUUUUUUAUAUCUAUUGCGUGUGACUGUGAAACUGUGGACCAAAACAUUUCACAUAGCACACAUGGUUUUAUUUCAGAUGCUAACGUACUAGCAGUACACCGUUUGUUAUAUUCACAUCAGGAAAAGAUUGGUGAUUAUUUGUCGAGUAGUCGUGAUCACAAAGCUGUAGGUAGAAGACCUUUCGAUAAAAUGGCUACACUAUUAGCAUACUUGGGACCUCCAGAACAUAAGCCAGUAGACUCACACAUAAUGUUCUCAUCUUAUGCUCGUUGGAGCUCUAUCGAUAUGUCGUCUACAAAUUUUGAGGAAAUUAUGGUUAAACAUCAGAUGCAUGAAAAAGAAGAAUUUAAAACUUUGAAAACAAUGAAUAUUUUUUACCAAGCUGGAACAAGUAAACUAGGAUAUCCAGUAUUUUAUUAUAUUGCCAGACGCUAUAAAAUUGGUGAAACAAAUGGCGAUUUACUGAUCUAUCAUGUCAUACUUACGUUAAAACCAUUCUGCCAUUCUCCAUAUGAAGUAGUCAUAGACUUUACGCAUACUUGUUCGGAUAAUCGUUUUCGUACUGAAUUCCUACAGAAGUGGUUUUAUGUAAUGCCAGCCGUCACCUAUGAAAAUGUACAUGCAGUUUAUAUUUAUAAUUGCAACUCAUGGGUGAGAGAAUACACAAAAUUUCACGAUAGAAUCUUAGCACCGUUAAAGGGUAAUCGAAAUUUAAUAUUCCUUGAAUCACCAAACAAAUUGACUGAAUAUAUUGAAGCUGAACACCAAAAACUACCAGGUGCUACGCUUUCUUUGGAUGAAGAUCUCAAAGUGUUUAAUAAUGCACUAAAACUAAGUCACAAAGACACAAAAGUUUCUAUUAAAGUUGGUCCCACCGCAUUACAAAUUACUUCUGCUGAGAAAACAAAAGUGCUGGCACAUUCUGUACUGUUGAAUGAUGUUUAUUAUGCGUCGGAAAUCGAAGAAGUUUGCCUUGUAGAUGAUAACCAGUUUACGCUCUCAAUAGCAAAUGAGAGUGGGCAACUCAGUUUUAUACACAAUGAUUGCGAUAACAUUGUACAAGCUAUAAUACAUAUCCGCAAUCGAUGGGAAUUAAGUCAGCCCGAUUCUGUUAUAGUACAUCAAAAAAUACGACCUAAGGAUGUGCCUGGUACGCUAUUAAAUAUGGCUUUAUUAAACUUAGGUUCAUCAGAUCCAAACUUGAGAACUGCUGCUUACAAUUUGCUUUGUGCGCUGACAGCAACAUUUGAUUUGAAAAUUGAAGGACAGCUCUUAGAAACGCAAGGACUUUGCAUACCUUCAAAUAAUACCAUAUUCAUAAAAUCUGUAAGCGAAAAGUUGGCUACAAAUGAGCCACAUUUGACACUGGAAUUUUUAGAAGAAUCGAUACAAGGUUUUCAACGUAGCACAAUUGAAUUGAAACAUUUGUGCUUGGAGUACAUGACACCUUGGCUAAAGAAUUUAGUUAAAUUUUGUAAAUCAAAUGAUGAAGCCAAAAAGAUUAAAGUCUCACAGAUUUUAGAUAAAUUGAUUUGCCUCACUAUUGAACAAAAAGAAAUGUACCCAUCGGUUCAAGCUAAAAUUUGGGGUUCAAUAGGACAAAUACCGGAAUUAAUUGAUAUGGUGUUAGAUAAUUUCCUACACAAAUCAAUUACAUAUGGUUUAGGCACACCGCAAGUUGAAAUUAUGGCUGACACAGCUGUUGCUUUGGCAUCGGCUAAUGUGCAGUUAGUGUCGAAAAAGGUGAUUACACGCAUGUGCCGUGUAAUGGACAAAACUUGCGCAAAUCCAACACAGUACCUGGAACAGCAUAUGAUGUGGGAUGAUAUUGCUAUUUUAAGUCGCUAUUUACUUAUGUUGUCAUUUAACAAUUGUUUGGAUGUGGCAACACAAUUGCCUAAUUUGUUUCACAUAAUAACAUUUCUGGUAUGCUCAGGGUCAUUGUCAAUGCGAGCCUCCACACAUGGACUUGUUGUAAAUGUUAUACAUUCACUUUGUACCUGUACGAACCCAUCAUUUUCUGAAGAAGCUCAGCGUGUUCUACGACUUUCACUUGAUGAAUUUUCUCUAUCAAAAUUCUAUUUACUAUUCGGCAUUAGCAAAGUGAAAUCUGCAGCAGUUACUGCUUUUCGCUCUAGCUGCCGGCAUCCACCAGAUAAGUGGCUAGGCAAUGAGCGCGUGACACAACCGCUACCCGCCGACCGUGAACGUUUUUCACUAACCUCACUAGAAAUAAUUGCGGAUGCACUUUCUGAAGUUAUGGAAGCUUGUAAGCAAGAUGUGCCUGAUUGUGAAUGGCUAGAAACCUGGACAUCACUAGCAAGAAAUUUUGCUUUUAGCUAUAAUCCAGCUUUGCAACCAAGAGCACUAAUUGUAUUCGGUUGUAUAAGUAAAAGUGUUACUGACCAUGACGUUAAACAAUUGUUACGUAUAUUAGUUAAAACAUUGGAUUCGUUUAACGAUAUUAUAUUAAUUGAAGCUUUGGUUAUGUGUUUGACACGCAUACAACCACUACUACGUCCUGAAUCUCCUAUACAUCGUGCACUCUUCUGGGUAGCAAUAUCAGUUUUACAAUUAGACGAAACUGAUCUCUAUAGCGCUGGAUUAGCUUUAUUGGAACAAAAUUUGCAUACUGUUAAAUCACAAGGUUGUUUUGAUCAUGUUAAUAUAGCAGAUGUAAUGAUGAAUGCACGAGAAAAGCUCGAAUGGCAUUUCAAGCAAUUAGAUCAUGCGGUUGGUUUAUCUUUCCGCAGCAAUUUCCAUUUUGCCCUUGUUGGACAUUUGAUAAAGGGUUUUAGAUCGCCCACAGCAGCUACCGUCUCACGCACUGUACGCGUGCUAACCAUGUUACUUAAUAUCAUAGCGCAACCAGCAGGACGUGAUAAAUUUGAAGUUACACCUGAGAGCGUUGCUUAUUUAACGGCUCUUGUGGCUGUUUCCGAUGAGGUACGUUCGCGUUGUCAUGUAAAACAUGUUCUACCACGCUGGCCUGCUGAUAUGGAAAAUGGUGAAAUUGCUGCAAAUGGACAUAAUCCAUUUAUUAUGCCGCUAUCACGUAGACAGAAAUCAUGGGAUAUGCUUGAUCAAUCUGCAUUACAAUUUGCGCGUCAACAUAAAGUACCAACUCAUCAGAAUGCAAGAGUUUUAUUCAAAACUCAACGUUCAUUUUCUGUACCAACGACAAAAGAUCCGAAUAAUUCGAGCGGCAUCGAAGAACGUCAGGAACGCGGUUCUCGGUCAUCUGUUUCCAACGAAUCAAAUGUUUUACUCGAUCCUGAAGUAUUGCCAGAACUGUCAACGCAGGCUUUAGUUCUUACAGUGUUGGCAACCCUAGUUAAAUAUUCAUCUGAUGAAAAUGAAAUAAGAGUUUUAUAUCAGUAUUUAGCUGAAGGUUCUGUUGUCUUUCCAAAAGUGUUUCCAGUUAUCCAUUCACUAUUGGAUCAAAAAAUCAACAACAUUUUAUCAAUGUCUCAUGAUCAAGUUGUGCUUAAUUCAGUACAAAGUAUAAUACAAAAUAUGCUGGCCAGCGAGGAUCCUUCACAGCAGCAGUUACACUUUCUACAGAGUUGUGGAUUUGGUGGCUUAUGGCGUUUCGCAGGUCCAUUCACUAAGUACAAUAUGAUGGGUGAGUCAUCCGAGUUAUUUGUAAAUUGCUUGGAAGCCAUGGUGGAUACUUGUUUACCUGGUGAUGAAAUCAUAACAAUGCCACCACCUCUGCGUCCUAAUAUCUUAAGUUCCAGUCUCAGCAGCCUAACAGUAGGCUCGCCAACAGAUAAGGCUGCAUGAAUAACAACAAACCCACGCACUAGACGUACUUUAUUCGCAAGAUUUUUCCGCUUUAUGAACUUUUUCAAAAAGUGCUUCUAAAAAUUGACCUUCAAAUAACAAAGUAUCUUAAAAUACUAUUCAUCGAGAUUUUAAAUUGCGUCAGUAGCGUUGGUUUUAAAUAUAAAAUUACAGAUAAUUUUAACAAAAAGAAAGAAGAACAAAUAGUUUUAUAUCCCACUACAAAAACGCCAUAGAGCGGCCAUUAGUUAAAUAAAUAACAUAAAUUAAAAAUAUAUAAAAAAUAGUAUAUCUAUAUUUUUAUAAACCAUAGUUUAAAUAUAAUAAUGUACAUAUAUAUUUUUAAACAACACCAUCGAAUCGAAUUGAAUAAUUAUAAGUAUUUUAUAUAAAUGUGUAAACAAUAUACAAAAUUUCUUGAUACAGAGUUGCAUUUCAGAACCGUAUAAUCCGAUAAUAAUCAGAUAUUCAGUUUGACGUUUGUUUCAGUGUUUCAACAUAUGUUUCUCUUAAAUCUUAAAUAUAAUUUAAAUAAAAAUCUGUGCCUGGGUUAACUAUUUCUUGUAUAUAUAGAUUAUUUUAUUUCAAACAAUGAAGACAUCCUCAGAUAUAAACAGGAAAAAAUGCAUAAGUUAGCUUCGAAUUUAAAAAAGUUCAUAUAGAAUUGUUAAGAAUUCAAAAAAAU
Messenger RNA from Teleopsis dalmanni, 9088 nucleotides. It is a transcript of the gene Nf1, whose product is annotated as neurofibromin. The transcript has 27 exons. Gene Ontology annotation, biological process: regulation of GTPase activity. Lineage: Eukaryota; Metazoa; Arthropoda; Insecta; Diptera; Diopsidae. The record is from RefSeq and is a predicted model, not a curated record. Bases 121 to 8403 code for a protein of 2760 amino acids.